GGGACAUUGAAGAAAUGGCGCGGGGCGGAGCUUCAGCUUGUAGUACGUGUGCUUCUUCACAGUGAGAGAGCUAGCUGUACAGCAGAGAAGAAGCUGAAAUAAUGGUGUUACUCGAGAAUGAUUCGUUUCUCACAGAGCUCACUCGGCUCUUCCAGAAGUGUCGGACAUCAGGAAGUGUUGCCAUCACACUAAAGAAGUAUGAUGGCAGAACUAAACCAGUUCCCAAAAAAGGGCAUCCGGAGUCAUUCGAACCUGCUGAUAACAAGUGUCUCAUCAGAGCAUCUGAUGGCAAGAAGAAAAUUAGCACAGUGGUCAGCACCAAAGAAGUAAUCAAGUUUCAGAUGGCAUACUCCAAUCUUCUAAGAGCUCACAUAGAUGGUCUUAAGAAGAAAGAUAAGAAAAGCAAGAGCAAGAAAACCAAAGCCACACAAUGAGCCAUAGACUCUUAAUGGAAACGGUGGAUAUCUGAGCUGUCCAUUACAGGUUGAGGGGAAGGAAGAGGGAAGCUCCUUGUGAUGAUGUGAUCUCCAACUCCACUCAGCUCUCCUCCUGCUCACCUCAAACCUCCGAAUCAGAAUCCUACUCCUGGUGACUAUGUACAUAAGAUGCCGUUGUUUACAUGGUGAUGCUUUAUCCCCUGGCUUUUCAGUUCCAUCUGGUGAUUAAGAACAAGACCUGAGGAUUUUCAUUUUCUUGUACAACAUGGAGCAUGUCACCAUUUAUUGAAUCCUGCUUCCCCUGGGGCCAACCCCACAGAGCCCAAUUCUUAGCAGGCUUUGAUUUUUGCUUGUUAAUCCUUAUUUAUGUUGUGCAGGGUUGGCCUUUUAAUUUAGAAAAAAAAAACAAUUGUUUGUUUUUUGAGGAUUUGAAAGUCAUCCAGAAAUAGUUGAAUCAAUUUGUGAUUGCUCAGCGUAAUUUAAGUUUAGGUUUCAUUUUUAGUAAAACGCCUAACAAGUGCUCUCAUUUCUAUUUACAUGGCCAGACUAUGCUGUUCCAAUCAAAAAGGGGUUGUAUUGUCCCUGGCAUCAGAAUUUAAGUUCAUAAAUAAAGUUGUUUUUUUUGUUAAAAA
Messenger RNA from Xiphophorus hellerii (green swordtail), 1069 nucleotides. It is a transcript of the gene srp14, whose product is annotated as signal recognition particle 14. The transcript is spliced from 5 exons. Bases 102 to 434 code for a protein of 110 amino acids. Gene Ontology annotation, molecular function: 7S RNA binding; endoplasmic reticulum signal sequence receptor activity. Gene Ontology annotation, cellular component: signal recognition particle, endoplasmic reticulum targeting. Gene Ontology annotation, biological process: SRP-dependent cotranslational protein targeting to membrane. The record is from RefSeq and is a predicted model, not a curated record. NCBI's taxonomy places the organism in Eukaryota, Metazoa, Chordata, Actinopteri, Cyprinodontiformes, Poeciliidae.